AUGGCUUCGAUACCCCUGGUGGAGGUUUUUGAAGCGCGUCCGAUCGGCGAUGGAUUGAAUUCUUUCGUCUCCGGCAACUGUGCCUUAAUUCAGUACUGGCUCUACAAGCGUUUCCUGUAUCGCUUGCUAUGGCCACCGCACGACAGCAAAGACUUCUACGGUCACUUGUCGAGUUUGACUGCAAAAAUCAAGUCAAGGGAGUUUCAACUGGAACGACUCAUCCCUGUGUUUCGUGCUAUUAUCCUCCGCCAACCAGAUGAAGGCAUCCGGGCGAGGGUCUACAUGAUGUUCCUAUAA
Molecule: messenger RNA, 297 nt
Organism: Aspergillus tanneri
Lineage: Eukaryota; Fungi; Ascomycota; Eurotiomycetes; Eurotiales; Aspergillaceae
Exons: 2
Coding region: 1-297 (98 amino acids)
Source: RefSeq, a predicted model, not a curated record